GGCCGUUCUAUGAUUUCUGUAGGGCUCAGCUCCUCUCCCAGGGCUGCAGCCAGCACAGAGCUCUGUCUCUACGAUGCAUCUGGGAAGGAUUUGAUUUGUUUUUGUACAAAUUAAAAGAGUAGGACCCACAAGGGAGCAUCCUUUGACCCUGUUUUUAUGAGGACCAGCUGCUCCCGCAGGUGUGUUCAGAAAGAUGAAAUCUGCUCGCUCCCACGUAGGAAAUCUGCAGUCACACCAAGCGCAGGCUUGCCAGAGCUUGGAGUAAACAGCACAGCGUGGAGCGCAGCCCGGGGCCCAGCUCCAUCAUCCCCAUGGCUUCGGGGAAAACAGGGCAGGGAGAGCCGGGCGCCGUCCCCGCCUCCCGCAGCCCGGCGCGGAUCUGCGGGGUCCCGGGGCGGAGCGGGACUGCCGCCGCCGCGGCAGCGGAGCGGGCGGUCUCCAUGGCAACGCGGCAGUUCUCGCGAGAUUGUGUCGCUCGAUCGCGCGCACGCGUACCCGCAAAGGCAACGCGCCCGCCCACGGAGGCUCGGCCGUUCCCAUUGGUCGGACGUCACCGAGGGUGACGGCGCCGCGGCUGGUGAUUGGCUGCUCAGCGCGCAGGCGUGGGGCGGCAUGGCGGCGCCGGUGCGGAGGAGCGUGGUGUUCGUGACGGGCAACGCUAAGAAGCUGGAGGAGGUCACUCAGAUCCUCGGGGACUCCUCUCCGUACACGUUGGUGGCGAAGAAAAUUGACCUGCCCGAGUACCAGGGGGAGCCGGACGAGAUCUCCGUGCAGAAGUGCCGUGAGGCCGCCCGGCAGAUUCGGGGGCCUGUUAUAGUAGAGGACACCUGCCUGUGCUUCAAUGCCCUGGGGGGACUUCCAGGACCUUACAUAAAAUGGUUUCUGGAAAAGCUCAAGCCAGAAGGCCUGUACAAGCUGCUGGCUGGGUUUGAGGACAAAUCUGCCUAUGCUCUUUGCACCUUUGCAUUCAGUACUGGAAACCCAGAGGAGCCCGUGAAGCUGUUCAAAGGCCAGACACAUGGAGUGAUUGUUGAGCCCAGAGGUCCUCGAGAUUUUGGCUGGGAUCCCUGCUUUCAGCCUGAUGGCUAUGACCAGACCUACGCUGAGCUGCCCAAGGCUGUGAAGAACUCCAUCUCACACCGGUACCGUGCACUGAGCGAGCUCUCUGCCUUCUUCCUUCAGAGCAACCCAACAGAGGCCCCCUCCAGUCCCAGCUAGCAUCCCUGUGCCCACAGACACUGGGUGCUAUACUUUUCAUAUACAGCCCUGCAAGGUCUCGGUUCCAUCACAUGCUUAUAUUAAAGUUGCUCACGGUGAAGCCAC
Molecule: messenger RNA, 1323 nt
Organism: Phasianus colchicus (ring-necked pheasant)
Lineage: Eukaryota; Metazoa; Chordata; Aves; Galliformes; Phasianidae
Gene: ITPA
Product: inosine triphosphatase
Biological process (GO): nucleoside triphosphate catabolic process
Cellular component (GO): cytoplasm
Molecular function (GO): nucleoside triphosphate diphosphatase activity
Source: RefSeq, a predicted model, not a curated record